Messenger RNA from Effrenium voratum, 723 nucleotides. The record is from the annotation of a GenBank genome assembly. Lineage: Eukaryota; Dinophyceae; Suessiales; Symbiodiniaceae.
AUGCGUUGGCUUUUGGCCGCGCUUGCGCUGCUCCCAAGCAGCGUGGCUCAGGCGCCGGUGGUUCCCCAAUGCCGACCAGGCUUCCGGGAUGCCACUGACGGCAAGGCCUUCGAGUGGGCCUGCGCCGUGCACUGCGAGGGGGGGCCUUACGCCCAAGCCUCGUGCCUUUGCGCCUGCCUCAACGACGCGCAGCGACAAGCCGUGGACGCCGGGCUCAUCGCGAAUCGCCCUGCCGGCGAUGCCAGCGGGCCAGCGGAGGUCUUGAUGACGGCUCGGGCCACCACCAGCACCGCCCUGCCGGAGGCGGUCUUGGAGGCCUCCAUUGGCAAGCUGACAGACCCGAAAGACGCCAAGCUCCCGGCCCCUGUCACGGUGGCCAGCUACAUCAGGAACAGCACCGUUACGGCUCCGCCUGAAGUGGUCACAAGUGAAGGUGAUUCAGAUGAUCUGGGCUUCGUCAUUUUGACCAUCCUCUGCGUCUCGCUGCUGCUCUGCGCUUUCGGUGGUGUGGCCUAUGUCUAUGCAGCCUCUCGACGGACGAGCAGGCAGGUGGCCGUGCCGCAGCCUCCGGACGCCUGGACGGAAGCGGCUUCCAAGCCUUCGCUGGCUUCGCUCCCGGCGCCGAUGCCCAAGCUUCCGCCUGACGUUGUGCACAAGCUCGCCUGCGGACUGCCCGUGAAGCUUCGUCUCUCCGCGGUGGUGAGCGGGUCGGAAUUGCCAUGA